AUAAUAAAGUUGUAUUAAAAACUAAAAGUGUUUAUAAUAAAAUUAAAGUAAAAAUAUGACGGAUAAAUUUAAUGGCUUUAGUCAAGAUGAAAUAAAUCGUGUGUCCGGCAAUAAACAUAAAAAACUUACAGCCGCGGAAACGAUGAAACCAGCUACAUUUCGUGGUGGACACGGUGGCAUCAGACGUAUGCCUGACAAAAGUGAAUAUUUACGCCAGCAGAAAAUGUCUCAAAUAAAACAGCAACAACAAACGCAAGUAGCAUCCACAAAUACAAAUUUGGCCAAUAACAAUAUUAACAACAAUAAUAAAAUGGCUGAAAAACUUAAAACUAUACAAUCAAAUGAUUCCCUAGAAGAUAUCAAUCUCGAUCGCAGUAUGUCAAAAUCUUUAGAAGAAGCUUUAUUCUAUCAACCCCAACAACAACAACAGCAGCAACUUACAACUAAUAAAGCUUAUCUCGCGGGUGAGCAGCAGCAACGUUUACAAGGUCAUGAUGAAGCUCUUAAAAGUACAACAAAUCAUAUGAAUACACACACAUCUACACAAUCGUUAAGUGAAGAUUCUUCGAUUUUAAAGCUUGACAAUGAAAUGGAUACUCAAAUAUCAUCCUCAACUUUGGACGAUUCUUCGAUAUUACCUUCAACUUUACCAGCUGAUAGAAAUGGGAAAGCGGCAGCUUUUGCAGCCCCUGGUUCUCUAAAUAUUCAGUCACCUUUUAAGGGUGUUUCACUGAAAGAUUUUGAAUCUCAUCGUAAAAUGAUCGAAGAACAAAAUCGCCAGAAAAAGGAAAUGUUGUACAAAGCUAUCGAACAACAUUCUCAAAAAACUGCCGCUGAAGCUCGUAAAAUUGAAGAAAUUAAAGCUGAAUUAGCCAAAUUAGACAACGAUCUUGCCGUAGAUGUUGCGCUCUUAAGAAAACAAAUCGAUAAUGCCUGCAUACAUUUUGCCACUGUUGAAAAACAAUAUAUGAAAAUAGAGUCUCAAUUUCUAAAAGCCAAAAUCGAUUUACAUAAUGCUGCCGAGAAAAAAGAGUUAUUAACUGAACACUUAUGUACUGUUAUCGCCCACAAUGAAGAUCGUAAGGCACAGAAACUAACAGAACUAAUGGAAAAAGUGGGCUUAGCCACAAAUGGUGAAUACGAAGCACCGACAUCGACAUCAAAUUGAAAACUUUAUUAUUUAUAAACGUUUCGGAAUAAUUGUUUUGAAAACAUUUAUUUUCGAUUGCUUUUUUCUGCAACAUAUAAACGUAUCUUGAUGAUAUUAGUUAAUUUCAAUUUAAAGUUUGCAAUAUUCUAUAAUAAAUUUACAAAUCUCUCUAUAUUUUUUAUAUAUGUAUAUGUAUUUAGUUAAUAAAAUAUAUUGUACGUAAUAAUAUUAGUUUAGUAUAAUGCGUAAGAAAUUGUCAAUUAAAAAUAUUGUGUUCUCGCUCUGCAUGUAUUUUAAAAAUAUUGAAAGUAAAUUCGAAUUUUGUGUGUACUUGUUUAUAAUUUAACAAUUUUUAUAUUAAAUUAAUUCGAUCGUAAUUAAAUGUUAGUUA
Messenger RNA from Lucilia cuprina (Australian sheep blowfly), 1541 nucleotides. RefSeq names its product RAB6-interacting golgin (gene Gorab). The coding region runs from base 56 to 1168 and encodes 370 amino acids. The record is from RefSeq and is a predicted model, not a curated record. The transcript has 4 exons. NCBI's taxonomy places the organism in Eukaryota, Metazoa, Arthropoda, Insecta, Diptera, Calliphoridae. Gene Ontology annotation, biological process: non-motile cilium assembly.